UACCUUUUAAGAAAUCAGUGACUUCCUUACUUGAAGAAUGUGGACCUAGUGGCUAGAUUCAAGGAGCAAAGCAAGAAGUUGUGAAGGGCCCAGGAAGACAGGAGGAUCAAAUUGGGAUUCCAGCUAUAAGAUAGUGUUUUAAACUCUUUGCCAGUUUGGAUUAUCAGCUCUGAAAUGAAAAGAAGUUUAUAUUAAAACAUUGUAAUUUUCCUCUGAACUGCUAUACGUAAUAAUAUGGAUGUUAAAUUCUCUUCAGUGUACAUGUUGGAUUCAUAUUCUUGUACAGUAAAUCUAUCUGUGUGUAUGAAGUAUAUUUAUUGAGAUAUAGGAUGUUUAAGAACACUCCCAGAGGCCUUUUUAAAUUAAGAGAAUGUCUGUGGUAUACCAUUUGUCACCUGGGUGGUUACUGGAUCAUCUUUCUUUUAUUAAUAAGAUAAACUAUCAACUUCACCAGCAUCAUGAGUGCUUUUGCAGAAAAAAUGAGCCCACUUCUACUGUCUACGGUGAUUCUGUCUCCUCUCUUGGAGCCUGUAGUACAUUUGCUGCUUCUGACUCUACUACUCAGCCAGAGAACAAUGAUGGAAGACAUUAUGAAGUGUUCACACAAAAAUAUGUUUUUCGACCUGAACUGUUUGAUAUCACCAAGCCUCAUAUAACUUCAGCUGUUCACAACAAAUAUCAGCAAAGUAAUGAAAAGAAAGAUCUUAGGAAUGAUGUUAAAGAAGAAAUCUCCAUUUCUGUUAUUGGGAAGAAACGUAAAAGAUGUGUUGUUUUCAAUCAAGGUGAAUUGGAUGCUAUGGAGUACCAUACAAAGAUUAGGAAGCUGAUUUUGGAUGGAUCUUUACAAUUAAUCCAAGAAGGUCUCAAAAGUGGUUUUCUUUAUCCACUUUGUGAGAAGCAGGACAAGUGUAGUAAGCUUAUCUCUUUACCACUUGAUACCUGCAGUUUGUCAGAAUUAUGUGAAAUGGCAAAGCAUUGGCCUUCUCUAAAUGAAAUGGAACUUCAAACAUUACAGUUGUUGGAGGAUGAUACAUCUGUUGCAGAGCAGGAUUUAUUUUCACGGGUUGUGGAAAACAACUCCAGCUUUACAAAAAUGAUUACUUUAAUGGGACAGAAAUACCUGCUGCCACCGAAAAGUUGUUUUCUUUUGUCCGACAUUUCCUGUAUGCAACCACUUCUGAACUGUGGGAAAAAAUUUGAUGUAAUUGUGAUAGAUCCUCCAUGGGAGAACAAAUCAGUUAAAAGAAGUAACAGGUACAGUUAUUUGUCACCUCUGCAAAUAAAGCAAAUACCUGUUCCGAAAUUGGCUGCUCCCAACUGCCUUAUUGUUACUUGGGUGACCAAUAGACAGAAGCACCUACAUUUUGUGAAGGGAGAACUUUAUCCUUCUUGGUCUGUGGAGAUGGCUGCUGAAUGGCACUGGGUAAAAAUCACCAGUUCAGGAGAGUUUGUGUUCCCAUUAGACUCUCCUCACAAAAAACCUUAUGAAGGUCUCAUACUGGGGAGAGUUCAAGAAAAAACUGCUUUACCAUCAAGAAGUUCUAAAAGACUACAUCAAGCCGGAUGGGGAAUGUUUGGAAUUGUUUGCUCGAAAUUUACAGCCAGGUUGGACUAGUUGGGGCAAUGAAGUUCUCAAAUUUCAGCACAUGGAUUAUUUUAUUGCUGUGGAGUCUGGAAGUUGACUGUGAUCCUAAUUAAAGUAGUGGUUUCUUCAGUGUUUCUGCAUCACUUUUCUCUUCAUUCUAACUCACUUCUUCUUUUGAUACCAACCAGUUUGCUUAGAAAUGUAAAUGGGAGUUGGUUUUCAACCAGAAGUGACUAGCUUUCAUGUAAUUUUGAGAUAAAUUUUAUUUCAGUUCUAGUAAUGUUCUACAUUAUUCUAGAAUCUACUAAGAAAGAGGUAAGCAGUUAGAAAGAUGGCAAGACGGUACCAUUGAAAAAGUUUGGAAAGCAUAACUGGACCGGAGGCAUAAUCCUGCCUUUGUAUGUAUUUUGUUUAGUCCAUAUGUUGUAAAAAAAAUUUGAGCCAUCAUUGUAAAAAAAAAAAAAAAAUCAGAAAAUUUACAUAAAAGUCUAAAUUUCUGCUUCUCUUUAAACAUCAGAAGUUCUGACUAUGGUGAGGCCUGUGUUCCUUCCUGGCAUCUUUCUGCAGUACCUAGUGGUGACAGCUUACUUGGCAAGAGCCACAUGCUCGCCAGUUUACUACAGCAUUUCUUCCUCUUCCUCACUUAUAUUAUCUGCUUGAUCCCUGUAUGACCCAAAUUUGCAACCUGUGGUAUACUCUGGAAAAAUUAUUCAAGGACCUGCCAAGUACUGCAUUAGUAAACUAACUGAGUUUAUGCGACAUUUUUGGAGGGUUUUAAAUUGCAUUCAAAGUUACUUUUCAAGCACUUCUUACUAUUGCUUGUUUUUCUAGGAAAAAAAUAAUAUAUAUUUCUAUACAAAUGUCAAGAAGUAAACACUACUUAUG
Messenger RNA from Carlito syrichta (Philippine tarsier), 2470 nucleotides. RefSeq names its product methyltransferase like 4 (gene METTL4). The transcript has 7 exons. Gene Ontology annotation, cellular component: cytosol; RNA N6-methyladenosine methyltransferase complex; nucleus. Gene Ontology annotation, molecular function: site-specific DNA-methyltransferase (adenine-specific) activity; RNA methyltransferase activity; nucleic acid binding. The record is from RefSeq and is a predicted model, not a curated record. Lineage: Eukaryota; Metazoa; Chordata; Mammalia; Primates; Tarsiidae. The coding region runs from base 371 to 1615 and encodes 414 amino acids.